Messenger RNA from Parnassius apollo (apollo), 1758 nucleotides. The record is from the annotation of a GenBank genome assembly. Lineage: Eukaryota; Metazoa; Arthropoda; Insecta; Lepidoptera; Papilionidae.
AUGUAUCCACAGUAUCCACUGAACGAAGAACAGUACUACUUUGUGGUACCAGGCGCUGAUGGUGAACAAUGGACUAGCGAUACUUUCACCAGAAGUGCCAACGACGAGCAACAGAAGAGCUUACAAGACUUGCAAUCAUUCAGAUUCACGGAUAACGGUAAAUUUGUAAAAGGACUUGAAGCCUUUUCACAAAACAGUUUCAAAUACCAAAACAGUGAAAAUGCAGCAACAUCUUCGACAUCGAACAACAUGAAUGGAAUACAGAGUGAUCAGUACAUCGCCGAAAAUAACUUCGUGACCCAAUCCAAAUCUGACAGUAGAUCGCAAGGUAACAAAAACUUUUCCAUGAAAGACACUGGUAGUUCAAAUAAUGCAAACACUAUACAUGGACAAAACGAACCAGCAACACCAACCUCAUUAACUGGUUCUAAAGGACAAGACGGUUUAAUAACAAUUAACACGCAAGGAGGGUUAAAUACUUCAAGCAAUUCACAAGGAUUACAUGUUCCUGGAACUUUCUUACUUCUUCUUACGUCAUCAUCAGAAGGUUCGGAUGGAAAGGACGGUUCAAAGAUGCUAGAAGGAUCAGACACACCAAGACCUCCACCAGAAGAAAAUGUGCCUGGAGCUCCUAUGUCUUCAGAAGGAUCGAACUCUCCAAGACAUCCACAAGGACCAAAUGGGUCUGGAGCUCAUACGUUACCAGGAGGAUCGAUAGCUCCAAUCCAUCCAAAAGGACCAAAUGUGCCUGGAGCUCCUACGUCACCAGAAAGAUCGAACGCUCUAAGCCAUCCACAAGAACCAAAUAUGCCUGGAGCACCUACGUUACAAGGAGGAUCGAACGCUCCAAGCCCUACUAAAGGACCAAAUGUGACUGGAGCUCCUACGUCACCAGGAAGACCGAACGCUCCAAGCCAUCCACAAGGACCAAAUGUGACUGGAGCUCCUACUUCACCUGGAGGAUCGAACGCUCCAAGCCCUUCAAAAGGACCAAAUGUGCCUGGAGCUCCUACGUCACCAGGAAGAUCGAACGCUCCAAGCCAUCCACAAGGACCGAUCGUGCCUGGAGCUCUUACGUUACCAGAAGGAUCGAUCGCUCCAAGCUAUCCACAAGGACCAAAUGUGCCUGGAGCUCCUACGUCUUCAGAAGGAUCGAACGCUCCAAGUCAUCCACAAGGACCAAAUGGGUCUGGAGCUCACACGUUACCUGGAGGAUCGAUUGCUCCAAGCCACCCACAAGGACCAAAUGUGCCUGCGGCUCCUGCGCCACCAGAAGGAUCGAACGCUCCAAGCCAUCCACAAGGACCAAAUGUGCCUGCGGCUCCUACGCCUUCAGGAAGAUCGAACGCUCCAAGCCAUCCACGAGGACCAAAUGUGCCCGGGGCUCCUACGCCUUCUGGGGAAUCGAACACUCGAAGCCAUCCACAAGGACCAGAUGUGCCUGGACUUCCUACGCCUUCAGGAGGAUCUAACGCUCCAAGCCAUCCACAAGGACCAAAUGUGCCUGCGGCUCCUACGCCUUCAGGAGGAUCGAACGCUCCAAGCCAUCCACCAGGACCAAAUGUGCCUGCGGCUCCCACGCCUUCAGGAGGAUCUAACGCUCCAAGCCAUCCACCAGGACCAAAUGUGCCUGCGGCUCCUACGUCUUCAGGAGGAUCGAACGCUCCAAGCCAUCCACAAGGAACAAAUGUGCCCGGGGCUCCUACGUCACCGGGAGAAUCGAACGCUCCAAGCCAUCCACAAGGACCAAUGCAUUGA